This is a messenger RNA of Puccinia triticina, 489 nucleotides long. RefSeq lists its product as uncharacterized. NCBI's taxonomy places the organism in Eukaryota, Fungi, Basidiomycota, Pucciniomycetes, Pucciniales, Pucciniaceae. The record is from RefSeq and is a predicted model, not a curated record. The coding region runs from base 1 to 489 and encodes 162 amino acids. The transcript has 2 exons.
AUGCUUGCUCAACGCAACACAUUCUUCCUCGCCCUGGCCUUUGCUUCGUCGACUCUGCUUUUUAGUGUGCAAGCUCUCGCGCUCCCAUUGAGCAGUCAAGCGGAAGGGAUCCAUUCAACAUAUCUCAAGCGAAAUGCCAAUGCAACGAUCAUCACUAUGGCAGACCCUAAGCUGGCCGCCACAACCGGUACCCCUCUUGUCCAACGGGACAUUCCUCCUCAGGCAGUGAAGUUGAUGGAGACCGCCAUCAAAUUCAUCAAACGGGACUCCCUCGAACAGCGUGACAUUCCUCCUCAGGCAGUGAAAGUGUUCGAGACCGUCGGCAAAUUAAUCAAGCGGGACACCCUCGAACAGCGUGACAUUCCUCCUCCGGCAAUGAAGUUGAUCGAGACCGCCGUCAAAUUCAUCAAGCGGGACACCCUCGAACAACGCGACAUCCCCGCUCCAUUGAUGAAAACUGUUGAUCAAGUUGACGUAAGAAUCCCUUGA